GCAAGCGUGGGCCCUUUGUCAGUCAGAACACCACUGUGUGUGAGAUUUAUAUCAACACAACUCUAAGAUCAACAACAAUUUACAAAUCAACUACAAAGUUGUUGAUCUUACAGGUUGAUCCGGCCAUAAUAGAGGGUACUAAGCAGGAUGAGGUAUGAAACGACCGCUUUUACGGUGUUUGCCUUCCCUCCUUUUGGGUAUCCUCCUGACUACUUUUAUCCACUAUAUACUUCACAAUAACAAAGAGCAGUCUUUUAGCUCUUGUCAAGAUGACAGGGAGAAAAUUAAUGAAAUGCUGGUGAAGUAUUCACAACCCUGGGUUAAAAACGAAGAAAAGCACAAAGAAAUCAGGACUGAGCUUAGCCUCAAGUGCAAUGGUUUGGAGAAUGCCAUCAUAACCCAGAAAAACACUCCAUCCAGAACAAAGAUCAUCUUUGAUGCAGAGAAGAAGCAUAAUGUCAAAGUCAACUCAGAAUAUUUUGCAGCAUUUGUCAAAAAGCAUCCAGUCUUUAAUAAAACAUUGCAUUCAUGUGCUGUUGUUGGAAACGGUGGAAUCCUGGCAAACAGCAAGUGUGGAAAAAUGAUUGAUUCAGCUGAAUUUGUGAUCAGGUGUAACAUGGCUCCUUUGCUAAAUGGAUAUGAAGAACAUGUUGGGGUGAAAACAAACAUUGUAACAGCAAACCCUAGCAUUUUAGCUACAAGAUAUGGCUCACUUUUAGGACGUCGACGCAGGUUUGUGGAGAGUCUGGUCCAAUAUGGCAAUGCCAAACUGUUGCUUCCUGCAUUCUCCUAUUCUGCAAACACAGCAUUGUCUUUCCGGGUUUUCUACACCAUUGAGGACUUUGAGUUGCCCAUCCAGUCUGCCAUUAUAAACCCAAAGUACCUGGAGAGUCUGGAAGUGUUUUGGGGCUCUCACGGAUUGAAGAAAAAAUGUCACAGCUCGGGUUUUAUGAUGGUCAGUCUAGCGCUGGAGCUGUGUGACAACGUGGAUCUGUUUGGAUUUUGGCCCUUCAGUCUCCACCCAGAAAGCUUCCAAAACCUGACUCACCAUUAUUAUGAUGACAUGAAAGCUAGAAACAAAAUACACGUUAUGUCAGAUGAAUUCAAUUUUUUGUUGGAGUUGCACAGCCUAGGUGUGCUGAAACUGCACCUGAGGAAAUGUGGACCUGAUUAAUAGACAACUUACCAGUAGAUGCUUGAAAAAUGUUUACACGUCGUGGAGUGAUGGGUAUUUCCACUCUUGAACAUGAUAUUCUGCACAGCAGGGGACUGAAGACUUUCUCAGCUCUGAAAGGUAGUAGAAAAGUGAGAGCAAGCAGGCAGAAGCAACAGCAGGGAAUGCAAUGCAGAAGCUCACAACUUCUUUGCAACAUCCAAAUUGGUGAUGUACAUUUGAUAAGUUCCUUGGGCUUUCAGUUCCUGAACCUGCAUGCAGGUCACUUCAUUAAGUCCAGCAAAGAAUGAUGUCUAUUUUACUUAUUAUCAAGAAAAAGCCAAGAAAAAAAAAGCCAAACCAAAGAAUGUUAUCCUCACUAUGCACCACAUAACAUCUAAAAUUUUACUGAUUUUUGCACUUUUGCAGUUUGUCACCAACUUAAGUUAGUGACAAACUGCAAAGUUAGUCAAAAAUUAAAGGUAAUAAUAUGGGUUAUCUAGUCCACAAACUAAAUAUUUAGUUGGAAGCUAAAUAUUUAAUUUGAAGAUUAGUUUUUUUGUUUACAAACUAAAUAUCUAGUUUGAAGCAAAAUAUAUAGCUAAUAUGCACAUUAGUUAACCGAUAACUGGAAGUGCACUAUCAUAAUAAAUGUUGAAUCUGCAGAUGUUGAUGCAUUUAGCUUAAAGGUAAAUAAAUUUUCCUUGUUAAUUGAAUAUUGAAUUUGACAUUUUGCCAUCUAUAAAUUAAUAAAAAACAUAAUGAAAACACUA
Molecule: messenger RNA, 1926 nt
Organism: Gambusia affinis (western mosquitofish)
Lineage: Eukaryota; Metazoa; Chordata; Actinopteri; Cyprinodontiformes; Poeciliidae
Product: alpha-2,8-sialyltransferase 8F-like
Exons: 7
Coding region: 155-1174 (339 amino acids)
Biological process (GO): oligosaccharide metabolic process; N-glycan processing
Molecular function (GO): alpha-N-acetylneuraminate alpha-2,8-sialyltransferase activity
Source: RefSeq, a predicted model, not a curated record